AUGAGCCUACUUAGAAUUGCUCCUUCGACUCAUAGUUGUGUUUCUUCUCGACUAUUGAAGCUUAGCAUCUUUCUACUACUUAGCCUUCCUGACUCAAAAGGAAAAGCCAUUUGGACAGCCUAUCUGAAUAUAACGUUUCAAGUGGGAAAUCGGAUUAUAUCAGAAUUAGGAGAGAGUGGAGUGUUCGGGAAUCAUUCUCCUCUGGAAAGGGUGUCUGGUGUGGUGGUACUCCCUGAAGGAUGGAAUCAGAACGCUUGUAAUCCUAUGACCAAUUUCAUCAGGCCCGAACAGGCAGACUCUUGGUUGGCUCUCAUUGAACGAGGAGGCUGUACUUUUACACACAAAAUCAAUGUGGCGGCAGAGAAGGGAGCAAAUGGGGUGAUCAUCUAUAACUAUCCAGGUACGGGUAACAAAGUAUUUCCCAUGUCUCACCAGGGAACGGAAAAUAUCGUCGCAGUAAUGAUAGGCAACUUGAAAGGCAUGGAACUUUUGCACUUGAUUAAGAAAGGAGUCUAUGUGACAAUCGUCAUUGAAGUGGGGAGAAUGCACAUACCAUGGAUAAACCAUUAUGUCAUGUCCCUGUUUACCUUCCUGGCUGCUACAGUUGUCUACCUUUUUCUGUACUGUGCCUGGAGAGCUAGAGUGCCCAAUUCUUCCAGCAGCAGGCGAAGACAGAUAAAAGCAGACGUGAAGAAAGCUAUUGGUCAACUUCAACUGCGGGUGCUCAAAGAAGGGGAUAAGGAACUAGAUCCAAAUGGAGACAGUUGUGUUGUUUGCUUCGACAUAUACAAACCCCAAGAUGUAGUACGUAUUUUAACUUGCAAACAUUUUUUCCAUAAGGCAUGCAUUGACCCCUGGCUUUUAGCCCAUAGAACAUGCCCCAUGUGCAAGUGCGACAUUCUGAAAACUUAA
Messenger RNA from Equus quagga, 912 nucleotides. It is a transcript of the gene RNF148, whose product is annotated as ring finger protein 148. The transcript has a single exon. NCBI's taxonomy places the organism in Eukaryota, Metazoa, Chordata, Mammalia, Perissodactyla, Equidae. The record is from RefSeq and is a predicted model, not a curated record. Bases 1 to 912 code for a protein of 303 amino acids.